Messenger RNA from Cantharellus anzutake, 1344 nucleotides. RefSeq lists its product as uncharacterized. NCBI's taxonomy places the organism in Eukaryota, Fungi, Basidiomycota, Agaricomycetes, Cantharellales, Hydnaceae. The transcript has a single exon. Bases 231 to 1148 code for a protein of 305 amino acids. The record is from RefSeq and is a predicted model, not a curated record.
GGGUUCUGAGACAACCACUAUCUAUAGGUGCAUCUUCUCGUCUUUGUGUGUCGGCAACGGCUCCGCCUCGCACCCUGUCUCUAACCUCCAACCUGAUUCUCGGACGGAUCUUCUGCCGUGUCCAUAAAUACUCGCAGGCCCGCCCUUGUUGCAUCUUCUCGGGACCUCAAUUUAAACACGACUUUUUUUUCGGUGAAACCUCAGGCUGUCAUCCACCUUUUGGAGAGCUAAUGACAAUAUCUGGUCGAUCAACACCCUCCCCAAAACCUUCCGUGCCGCCCAUUCCGCGCCGAAGAUCCACACGUGUGCGCGUGGGAUCAGAUUCGCUGCAUGGGGAGAAAAGCGUGCUCGGCCCUUCCAAGAAUUCAAAAUUAAGAACUCGCGACGAAUUGCACCAUUCUUCGUCUCCCGAAAUUAAUCCUCUUAAGUCUGUUGACAGGGCUGGAUCGGUCAAAAGAGAGGAUUGGUACGAAGUUCCUCCGUUGGAACAUCGACUUAAGUCGUCAGUAAGCAGAUACUUUUUCUCCCCCACCCAAUAUUACCAGCCUCACAGCGCCAUGCAGAUGAAUUCGAGGUUGCCUAAUGAUCCACCCCCUGGAGCGGGACAAUCUGGCCGGGGUCAGCCAAGGCGCUCAGUGGGAAAUCCUCAGUAUACCCAAUCAGGGUCAACAUCAUCGCGUAAUACCAGUGUCGGUGAUCCCGGCGUAGCCGCACGAGGUACAAGCCCAAGACGGGGUGUUCCGAUUCAAUACUCGACAAGUCACGGUCACCCGUCCCCACCCACCUCGUUCGCUCCGUCUGAUACUUAUCCUGCAAACGCGCCCACAGUUACAGGUCCCUUUGCUCAACCUGGCUUUCCUACCGCUCCCCAAGCAGCUCCUACGUCUCUGUAUUUUCCUCCCUUUGACCUGGCGCAUUUAUCGCCAGAACAACAGCAAGUCGUAAUCAAUGCCCAUUAUCAAAUUUUAUUGCUUGGCGCUCAGCAGCAACAGCAAUCAAUUCACCACACUCACCAAUCAUCUUCGAUUCACCCUCAGCCUCAGCCUCAUUCUUUACAGCGGAUGUUGCCUCCCAUCGUUAACCCCGGAUCUAACACACCUCAAUGUACGCUUGAUAAUACAUUCCUAUCCGUUCUCCCACAGGAUUGAAAUGAUCCCAUCACACACUCUCUAGUUUUGGCCCAAUCUUCGCAUCCUACCCUACCUUCGGGUCUGCCGAAUCACCCAUCAGGCUUCGCGAACCCCCCACCCGACCUGUCGACCUUGUACGCCUCCUUUGGCCAGCCACUCUUACCACCCACUGGACUUUUCAAUCCCGCCCAACAACAAGCAAGCUCGGGAAAUC